This is a messenger RNA of Penicillium lagena, 2436 nucleotides long. RefSeq lists its product as uncharacterized. Bases 1 to 2436 code for a protein of 811 amino acids. The transcript has a single exon. The record is from RefSeq and is a predicted model, not a curated record. NCBI's taxonomy places the organism in Eukaryota, Fungi, Ascomycota, Eurotiomycetes, Eurotiales, Aspergillaceae.
AUGGAAGUCCCUGCUGUGGACGAUACGAUGGAAAUGGCCUCGCCCUACCAAGGGCAGGCCGAUGAUUUCGAUAUUGAUAUCGACCUCAUGGAGGACCAUCCUUCGAACAUAGACAGCGAGAUGAUGGGAGCUGAUGACUACCUCGCCACUUCUCAACCUACUGACUAUAAUCCCGAUGCAAUCAACGAUGCGGAUAUGGUUGACGGUGUAUCAGAGGGCUCGAUGGUCGAUGCCGACGAGACCUACGUGGAAGAAGACCACGACAUCGAUGUCCAGGACGGAGGCGAACAACCAUACGAAGCCGAAAUGCAAGAAGGCGACCAGGGCGAUGGCGCCAAGACCCCCGUUCCCACAGUCCACGUUGAAGGUCCUGUCGAAACUGCACAGGACACAGCAGCAGAUGAGACCUCAGUUGCUGCGAAGCCAGUUGAAAGCGACCAGGGAUAUCCCCAGGGUCUAGAAUCAGAACCCCACGUGGAGAGCAGCGUGCAGGAACUCGAGCAGCAAGACCAAAGCGUUCCCUUGGAACCUAGCAAGCCCGAGCAGGUUCAGGAUGAAGAAAUCGAGAACAUCGAAAACGAUCUCAACAUUGAGGAAGAACAUCUCGGCGCAAAAACUAAUGAAGCAGCACAAGUCAGUGUUUCCGAUGCCGAUGAUGCUCUUGAACAUGUUGAAAUGCCCGCCGAGAUCCAAGAACAUGGCCAAGCCAAGUCGGUCGUCGGUGAAAAUGAAGCCGAAGCUGCGGAUCAUACUGAGCUAGAGCAUGCACAUGAGGCGGAUGAUCAGCAUCAUGCAUCCCUGCAUCCGGUGAAAGUCAUCUACCAGGAGAACGUGAUUUCUCUUUUUCCGCCCCUGGAAGGCGAUUCAUCCGAGACCUUCUUUCUCCACGAUGAAAAUGUGGUCUACGACGAUGUUAGCAAGGUAUUCAGUGCCUUGCGCGAGGUGCUCCAGGAUAAUGUGGCGGAUAACGAAGUCCUCAUUAUGGAUCUCGAUCCUCUAGGUAUUCAAAUAAUGGAGGUAAGCCAGAUUCUUUCCCUUUUUUUCUCUCUCCCACCGACCGGUAUGCUGAUUCAUUCCAUCCAGGACUCUUCGUACACAUCCAAGGUGUCCUUGCACCAGAUACUGGAUUUGUAUCUUAAACUUUGUCACAACGAUGGUUCCAAUGAGCCUGAAGCUUUGUACCUGACACUGUCUACCAAAAUGACGGUUUCGGCCGAGAUUGCGGAUCUUCUUGCUGCCGCCAACGAAGGAAAGGGUCUUUCCGAGCUCCAUGGGUGGGACGAGACUAAUAAGGUGGCUCCUAUUUCUGAGGGAGUUGCCGACUCUCAUGAGACUGAGCAUACUGAAGAGACUUAUGAGUAUCAGCAAGACCAGUCGACCCAUGAAACCAACAAGGCCCCUUCAACCGUACAGGAAGAACCUGUGGCCAGUAAUGAACCUAGUGAUCAGGUGCCCGAAGUCCAUGCUGUUCAGGAACAACUAUUGGAAACCCAUGGCGAUGAACAGCAUGACCUUGAUGGCCACGAAGUCGAGGCUGUUGAGGCUGUCUCUAAAUCCGAAGCUGCUCCUGGGAAAGAUGAGGUACACGAGGCUGAGGGAUUGCAUCACGAAGAACAUGUGCUUCACGAUGACGAAGAGUUUUACGACUCUGAAGGCCACAAAACUGAGUCAACCGCUACGGUUGCUGCACCAUCCGGUGCAAAGGAGCCCGAGGCGCCAAAUGAAGAGGUGUCUGCAGAUUCUACGGACCCUAUCUCAAACCAUCAUGGUGAGCUGUCUGAAGGUGAAGAUUUUGGUGAUGAAGAUAUCCAUGAACAAGGAGAUGAAACCCAUGGGCCCGGCAACGGUCUUGAGGAAGAGGAAUUUGAGGGUGACUACCCUGCAGAGGACAACGGUGAUGAAGAAGCCGAUGGCAUCCUUCAUGAUGACUUAGACCCGGCUCAUGACGAAGAACACAUAGCUGGCCCUGAUGGUGGCCCUCAGGCUGGCGAUGCCGCCGCCGAGAUCUCUCAAGAUCAACCGCACUCCAUGUUGGAGGACGCGCUGCAGCACGUUUCUGCACACGAAGAGCAAACCCCCGAGCCUGCAGAUGAUCUGCUUGGCAUCGCUGAAGAUUUGAUGCAGACUCCUGCCAAGAAUGACCCAAGCGGUGAUCUUGAGCACGCCACGGGUGCCGAUGAAGAUGAAUUUCCCGACGAUGAACUCCUUACUCCCCCUCCACUUGCCGGAGAUGCCCCCGAUGAGCAUCAAUUCGAUGAUGACGACUAUUUCGACCUCGAGGCUUCGGGGGAUGGCGAGCUCCACGAGACCGACCUGGGCCUGACUGAGACUCCAUCGCACGAGAACGGAUCCACCAAACGAGCGCGGGAUCUCGAAGACGAGUGGGACGAGGAAGAAACUACAACGCCUGACACCAAGAAACCUCGAUCCUCGUAA